AUGGGGUUGAUUGUGGAGGUUGAGAACGGCGACCCAAACAACGCCGUUCUGGUUCCGCCCCCUAACUUCGCCAUGGUUGAGGACUGCAUUUUCCGAUCCAGCUUUCCCACCCCCUCCAAUUUCCCCUUUCUCCAAACCCUAAACCUUCGCUCCAUCAUAUACCUAUGCCCUGAGCCGUAUCCUGAGGAAAAUCUAGAGUUUCUUCGGUCGCAGAAUAUUCGUCUCUUUCAAUUUGCAAUCGAGGGGAAAACGGAUGUUUCUACCCCUAUUCUCAAGGAUUCUAUCAUGGAUGCACUGAAAGUUUUAAUUGAUGUGAGAAAUCACCCUGUUUUGAUCCAUUGCAAGCGAGGAAAGCAUAGAACUGGUUGCCUGGUUGGUUGCUUGAGAAAAUUGCAGAAUUGGUGUUUGUCGUCUGUGUUUGAGGAGUACAAACGAUUUGCUGGUGUUAAAUCCAGGACAAUGGAUUUAACAUUUAUAGAAAUGUUUGACAUUCUAAGCCUGAGUCAGUGCCUUUACAGCAUCAUCUACCAGUACCAUGGAUAUGGUUCAAAGAAGCGUCGGUUGUUGAACAAAGAUGAGAAUUUACAGAAGCCCCGAUUGACAUCAUUUUAG
Molecule: messenger RNA, 612 nt
Organism: Sphenostylis stenocarpa
Lineage: Eukaryota; Viridiplantae; Streptophyta; Magnoliopsida; Fabales; Fabaceae
Source: the annotation of a GenBank genome assembly